AUGUUAAACAAUUUUUUUUUUGAACACAAUGAAAUUCAACUUCUAUCAACUGUUGGUAUAUUUGUGACAAUGAAUCCAGGUUAUGCUGGUCGAACAGAAUUACCUGAAUCAGUUAAAACUUUAUUUCGACCUGUUGUUGUUGUUGUUCCCGAUAUGCAAUAUAUUGGAGAAAUAAAAUUAUUUGCUAAUGGAUUUAUACACGCAAAGAUUUUAGCUAAAAAAAUGGUAACAUUAUAUCGUUAUGCAUCAGAAUUACUUAGUAAACAAAAAAGAUUUUAUUCUGAUUGUAGUGGAGGAAAGACAGUGGUGUUAAACACUUUGGCGGAAUCACAAACUCAAAUGGAAAUGAAAACAAAUUUGUAUACAUUAAAUCCAAAAGCAUUAAGUGUUAUUGAAUUAUAUGGUACACUUGAUCCAUUGACACAUGGCGAUUUAAAAUAUGCAUCACCAGCAACUGUAUCACGUUGUGGAAUGAUUUAUGUUGAUCCAGAAAAUUUAGAUCAAUUAGAUUUACUUUAUGAUCGUUAUACAAAAAAUAUUUUAAAUUUUAUUUAUCAUGGUUUAACAGAAACUGGACAAAGACCAAGAAUGAAAACGAUUGUUCCAUUUGUACAAUUAACAAAAUUACUUGAUUCAUUAUUUUUACCAUUAAUUAAUCAUGAGAAAAAAGAUCAAUUAGAAUUAAGUUCUGAUAAAAUUCAUGCUAUAUUUCUUCAAGCAUUUAUUUGGUCAUUUCGUGUUUGUCUUAAGCAAGAAGAUCGUAUCGUAUUAGAUAUAAUUAUUCAAUAUUUAUCAGCUCUUUCAACUGUAUCAAUAGAUUUAAAAGCUAAAUCAGGACAAUUACCUAAUGAAAAACUUCUAUUAUUUGAUUAUAUAUUUCAACCAGAAUUAGAUCAAUGCAUUAAAUGGAAUGAUCUUAUUCUAAAAUAUGAAAAUGAUCGAUCAAAACGAUUUACUGAAUUACUUGUUCCGACUAUUAAUACAAUUCGUUUAGGUAUAAUAAAAACAAAAAACAAUAUUGAUUUAGAAUGGUUAAUUAAAUCUAUGAUAAUCAUUCAUCAACCUGUUUUAUUCGUCGGUAAUACUGGAUCAAAAAUUCAAGAAAUAAUUCCAAAUAUAAUAAAAUAUACAUUACAAAUCUAUGAAGAUAUUCUUCGAUUAUUUCUUCCAACACCAACAAAAUUUUAUUAUAUAUUUUCAUUACGUGAUCCUAGUCGAAUAAUACAAAGUCUUUUACAAACAGCACCUGAAAGAUUUAAUACUAUUAAAAGAUUUUUACGUAUUUGGUUACAUGAAUGUAUUCGAAUAUUUUCUGACCGAUUUAAUGAUAUAAAAGAUAAUGAAUUAUUUAAUACAAUUGUACAAAAUAUUAUUGAUAAUAAUUCUUUAUUAAAAUCUCAUCGAAAUUAUUUAUUUCGAAAACCAAUUUUAUUUCCUGAUUAUCGUACAAUAUUACAAAAUGAUGAAGCAAAAAUUUAUGAAGCUUUACAAGAUUAUCAUGCUAUAAAAUCAAUAUUUGAUGAAAUUAUUUUAAAAUAUAAAGAUAAAUAUGGAUAUAUUGAUAUUGUUUUCCCUCUACUGAAAGAAGGAUCUUACGCCGAAAUGAGUUGA
Messenger RNA from Rotaria sp. Silwood2, 1611 nucleotides. The record is from the annotation of a GenBank genome assembly. NCBI's taxonomy places the organism in Eukaryota, Metazoa, Rotifera, Eurotatoria, Philodinida, Philodinidae.